Plasmodium coatneyi is the source of this 578-nucleotide messenger RNA. RefSeq names its product 60S ribosomal protein L27. Lineage: Eukaryota; Apicomplexa; Aconoidasida; Haemosporida; Plasmodiidae. The transcript has 4 exons. Bases 1 to 441 code for a protein of 146 amino acids. The record is from RefSeq and is a predicted model, not a curated record. Gene Ontology annotation, biological process: translation. Gene Ontology annotation, molecular function: structural constituent of ribosome. Gene Ontology annotation, cellular component: cytosolic large ribosomal subunit; ribosome.
AUGGGAAAAUUACUCAAGCCAGGAAAAGUUGUUAUCAUGUUGAAUGGACGUAGAGCUGGAAAGAAGGCAAUAAUUAUUAACACCUAUGAAAGCCAAACGAGGGAGAGACCCUACAGCUAUUGCCUCGUUGCGGGAAUAGAAAAGCACCCACUGAAGGUUACCAAAAAAAUGUCCAAGAAGAAAAUUCUGAAGAGAUCCAAGGUCAAGGCGUUUGUAAAGUACAUUAACGUGAACCACAUUCUCCCAACGAGAUACCAAGUGGCCAACGACUUUGACAUUAAAAGUUUAGCAUCGGAGGAGGUUUUGAAAUCCAAGAAUAAAAAGAAGGAAGUUAAAAAGUUGGGAAAAAUGUUCAGAGAUAAAUUCUUAGACCCAAUUAACAAAAAAACCGGUGAAGUUUCCAAGGACAUUUCAUUCUUGCACAAGAAAUUAUACUUCUGAGUUUGCAUCACCCUUGUGCAAUUUGCCUAAUAAUUUUUUUUUUUUUUUUCUUUUCGCAUUUUAUAUAUCGUGCAUUUUUUGCCAUUAUUUUAAUUUCAUGUGAUAAAGAACAAAAAAGGCGUUGCAUGCUUAGUUAA